Messenger RNA from Pristis pectinata (smalltooth sawfish), 1881 nucleotides. RefSeq names its product scavenger receptor cysteine-rich type 1 protein M130-like. The record is from RefSeq and is a predicted model, not a curated record. The transcript has 6 exons. NCBI's taxonomy places the organism in Eukaryota, Metazoa, Chordata, Chondrichthyes, Rhinopristiformes, Pristidae. Gene Ontology annotation, cellular component: membrane. The coding region runs from base 399 to 824 and encodes 141 amino acids.
UAUGAGAGGCAUAGCUAGAGUAGAUUAUCAAAGGGAAAUGUCAAACACAAGAGACUAUAGGUUUAAACUGAAGGGCGGAGCGUUUGAAGUAGAUUCAGGAGACGAAGAUUCUAUUACAGAGCGCCUUUCAUGUUCCUGUAACAUGCUGCGAACGGGUGCGAUUGAAAACUGAUGUGAAGGAAAUGCUGACCAAACAAUUCUACAGUUGAAUGAACAGGCAGAGAAUCAAGGAUAUCGAUCUCUCGCAGGCAAAUGGCAUUCGGUUUGCUUGAAAUUGUUUGGAGCAGACAUCGUGGGCCGAAGGGGUUUUUCCUGUGUUGGAAUGUUCGAUAUUUUGAUCAUGAUCAAAUACAAAUUUGUCCACAUCAUCGACUGGGUAAUUAAGGCCCCAAUUAGCAAUGAAAGGCCGCCCCGGGAAUUGUCAAACUGACCCGUCAGAAAGCAUGAAGUUAAGGCUGGUGAAUGGGGGUAGUCGAUGCGCUGGGAGACUGGAGAUUCAUUACAAGGGCGACUGGGGGACUGUGAAUAGUUACGACUGGGACCUUCCGGAUGCGGCUGUGGUGUGUCGGCAGCUAGAUUGUGGCGCCGCGUUGAAAGCCCCGAUAGGUGCACAUUUUGGGAAAGGGUCCGGACCCGUUGUGACGUGGAAUGUUCACUGCCACGGGAGCGAAGCCGUCCUGCAGGAGUGUGAAUCAUAUCCAUGGGAUCACUAUUGCACUUCACACGACUACGAUGCCGGCGUUAUUUGUGCAGGGUCCAGAUCGCGACUUGUGGGUGGGAAGAACAGAUGCUCAGGCCGGGUGGAAGUUCUACACAGAGACUAGUGGGGAACCCUUUGUGAUGUGUACUUCAGCUUGGAAGAUGCUGCUGUGCUCUGUGAAGAGCUACAGUGCGGUGCAGUAAUCGCAACUCCCGGAGGUGCUUAUUUUGGCGAAGGAACAGGCCUAUAUGGAAGGAGAGAUACCUUUGUCGGGGAAACGAGUCCCGAUUAGCAGAUUGUCCAUUCUCAGACUGGGGUCAGAUUUGUUGUUCACACAGAAACGACGCCGGGAUCGACUGCUCAGAUGCUAGUUGGUCCCUGAGGCUGACCAAUGGGGGAAGCCGCUGCGACGGCCUAGUGGAUUUUUUUUUAUAUAAUAGCAGUUGGAGAAGAGUGCAGGAUAACUUUUGGAACAUUAAUGAUUCCAACAUGGUCUGUGGAGAGCUGGGUUGCGGCUUCGCCAUAUCCGCCUACAACUACUCAAGGUAUGGAGAGUGUGAACAGCCCGUGUGGGUGAAUGAAGUUCAGUGUGAAUGAAACGAAUCAUAGUUCCGAAAUUGCAAAACAUCAGUGUUCAGUCGGUCUUCUUCUGACAGCAUCGGCGUUGGUGUCAUGUAUUCAGGUCCGCUCAAACAGUCAAAACCCCUUUUGCAGAAUUUUCGUUUUAUUUCCCCACAAUUACCACCGCACCCAUGCCCCGCAGACUACAAAACACAUUUGUAUUUGAGGCAACGUGCAGCGGAGGACAAGAUUGGGAAAUGAAGGAUUUCUUGUUCAACUUUAUUCAUCUUGCAAAUGUUGAAAUAGCAGGGUGAGGCGAAUCCAUGUCAGUGGUCCUUCUAACCUGUGAAAGGGUGAUUUAAGUUGUCAAUAUUGAAGCACAGUAAAUCUCCGAACAUGGCUGUACUCGGGAUUGCGGCUUGUUCCAGGGUGAGACAGGCGGAAUUUUGGAUAAUGUGAGGCUGCAGGAUGGCAGACAAAAAAAAACUUCCAGUUGUUCAAGUCGGACCUGGUGGAUACAAGAACAGUGUUUCAACAGCUUACCUUCCAAGAAGCGAGGAAAAUUAAGCGAUGUUACGGAAGUCAGGAAUUAUUUUUGCGCUGAACCAUUUGGGGUUGGA